Messenger RNA from Paramecium sonneborni, 1591 nucleotides. NCBI's taxonomy places the organism in Eukaryota, Ciliophora, Oligohymenophorea, Peniculida, Parameciidae. The record is from the annotation of a GenBank genome assembly.
AUGAAAUGUGAUUUUUGUGAUGAAACUACACCAUUGAUAGGUAAGAAUAUAUGUAUUAUGGAGUUAGAAAUAAUGCGUCAUUCUUUGUUCUUGAAAUACUCACAAUCAUAGAAUUACCAUUACACAAAAGGAAUAACAGAGAUCUUACGUAAUUGUAGAACAAACAAUAACAUUGUCUUUAAAGAUGUUAUAAUGUAUGAUACACCUGAAGAAUUAAUUUGCAAAAUCUAUUAAUCUAAUAUAGUCUAUGAAAAAUUGUAAAUGCUAGGUGAGUAUUACAAAGUACUAUUUUAAUCUUAUUAACAAGUUCCAUAAUGAUAUACCUAGAUUAUUCAUGCUUCCAGCCAUUAUUCCAUUAAACUAUUACCAUGAUAAGAAGAGAAGAUUAGAGUACUUUCGCAUAGCCAAGUUAAUAGCUUAAGAGAACAAAAACAAUCCAGACAAACCACCAAAAGGUAUAGUGGGUGAUUCACCAAUGCCAUAAUCCAGCCACUAAGUGACUGCUUAAGAACCUAGCUCCUCAGACGAAGUAAGACAGAACACCCUCAACUUAGCCGAUGUCUAAAUGCGAGAAGAUCCUUGAUGGCAUAAGUAUCAUUGAGCCAAAACCACAAUUCCUGAACUUCAAGUAAUAGCUCCACCAAUAUAAACUUAUGUAAUCUACCAAUCCUAACUUUAAAUAUGAAAACUACAAACCUCCAUAAGAAUAAUUUAUUUAAUCAAACAACCCAAUCUUAUAACAUCGCAAAUCAAGUAUAACUAGUAUACUUAAUAUGCUCAAGACAUCAAUUCCUAAAACAGUUGCUAAAAAAAAAAAUUAAUCCUUAAAAUCUGAUCAAUUACAUAUUGUAACCUUUCCUAUUUUUUAAACUUAGACUCCUCGGGAUAUCGAAAUUAAAUAUUCAAAUAAUCCUACCUUGUUACCAAAUCAAUAAAAAAUUGCCAGUCUUUUAAAAUCACCUAAAUGUGUUACUCCGAGAGCUCCUUAACAAAGUCCACAUCUACCAAAAAAAGUGUAAUAAUUAGAAUUAAAAGUCAUGUCUGAUUUAUAGACACUUUAAGCUAAAAAAUUAAUUAGAGAUUCAAAGCAAUGUUGCACAGUUCAUUUUGAUAGUUUAUCUAUAGCUUAAGAUCCUCGAAGUCUGACUUAGAGAUAUGAAAUAACAAAUCGUCUGAAGGGAUAAUAAUCUAGAAAAAAACUUAACAUAAAAGAACUAAAUCAAUUUAGAAGAGUGAAAAUUCAAGAACCUCUAUCAAAUAGAGAACCUAAUAGAAAAAUCAAUAUAAAAUCAAAAUCUAAUGAUAAACCAUUAUAAAUAAAUACAAGUGGAGAAUAAAAGCUUGUGUAUUAUCAAUAAACGCAUUCUGCAAGAUAAGUAACAAAUUCUUAAUAAUCAACAAUGUUAAAAUAGAGUAGUGGAUAGUCUUCUUCUUAAUAGAUGCAUCAUCAAAAAUCAUCUACUGCAAAAGGACUAGUAAAAUCUAUGAAGUAAUAAAAUACUUUUGAUUCUUAACUUUAUAAGGUAGCACUUAAUUUGGCAGUAAAAUAAAUUAGAAGCAGGAAAUAAUGAUUGAAUAAAAUAUAUAUAUG